Messenger RNA from Diabrotica virgifera virgifera (western corn rootworm), 870 nucleotides. RefSeq names its product glucose-induced degradation protein 8-B homolog. The transcript has a single exon. NCBI's taxonomy places the organism in Eukaryota, Metazoa, Arthropoda, Insecta, Coleoptera, Chrysomelidae. The coding region runs from base 73 to 540 and encodes 155 amino acids. The record is from RefSeq and is a predicted model, not a curated record. Gene Ontology annotation, cellular component: nucleus; cytoplasm. Gene Ontology annotation, biological process: proteasome-mediated ubiquitin-dependent protein catabolic process.
UUAUAGUCGGGGGUUAUUCCUUCUGUAGAACUUCAUUCUCUGGAUGACAGGAUUAGGAUUCGAGACGCCAUUAUGACUGGGAAGAUUCAGGAAGCUACAGCAUUGAUAAAUCAACUGCAUCCAGAGUUAUUGGACAAUGAUAGAUAUCUUUAUUUUCAUUUACAACAACUACAUCUUAUAGAAUUAAUUAGAAAUAAUAGAAUAGAAGAGGCCCUGGCCUUUGCCCAAAGUCAUCUCAGUGAAGCCGGCGAAGAAGAUCCAUCUGUACUCUCAGAAUUAGAAAGAACAGUAGCUCUUUUAGCAUUUGAAGAACCUCUUUCAUCUCCAUUUGGGGAUUUGUUAGCUCCCUCACACAGACAGAAGGUUGCCAGUGAAGUAAAUGCAGCUAUUUUAAAAAUGGAACAUCAGGAGAACACCGCACCACAGGUUUCUACACUUCUGAAACUCAUUUUGUGGGGACAGGACAAGUUAACGAAGAGGAACGUCAAGUAUCCAAAAAUGGUAGAUCUAGCUUCAGCAAAGAUUGAUGAUCAUAAAUAAAUGAAAUUUUUAAUAUAUAUUUUAUGGAUGGUGUGACAAUGAAUGUUUUAAAUUUUGUACAUAUUUAGAUUUUUUUUGUUCUUAGUCAUUCAACAGUAAGUUAAUUCAAUUUUGAUUUUUUUCCUGUUCAUAAAUAAGUGUCUUGAUUGAUAUAUUUUAAAUCCAUCUACAUAUUUAUUUAUAUUACUUAUGAGAAACUUUUAGAUGAAGUUUGAGUAAUUUUCGUCGUUUUUUUUUCAUUUGAUGCAUUAUGUAGGUAUAGGUAUCAGCCUGUUCAAUUUAGUGUUAUGAUUUCUACGAUACACUGCGGAUGAGUUAAAUCCUUUAUAA